This is a messenger RNA of Symbiodinium pilosum, 1779 nucleotides long. The record is from the annotation of a GenBank genome assembly. NCBI's taxonomy places the organism in Eukaryota, Dinophyceae, Suessiales, Symbiodiniaceae.
AUGGCGGGCUUGAGCUUGCUUUGCUACAAGUGCCACUCCAGCACAUCUAGCAAACAGGCAUACCGAUUUGCACGAUUGAAUCGGUGUGCUUUGGCCACAUCCACCACUGCAGAACCUGCAUUGGAUGAAGUGUCGGAGGGCCGAGCAUCCUCAGAGAAGCAUCCGCAACUGCAGUUGAAACGUGAUGGAGCAGGUAAGGUGGAGAAGUUGACCAUUACAACCCCUUUGUUUUAUGCCAAUGGGUCUCCCCAUAUUGGUAGCGCAUACCCUGCCAUUGCAUCGGACGUUUUAGCCCGGUAUGCCAAAUUGCACGGAGCAGAAGUGCACUACGUCACGGGCAUGGAUGAGCAUGGCGAGAAGAUUGCACAAACAGCGGCAACCAACAACAAAACCCCGCAAGAGAUGGUGGAUAGCAUCGCGGAAGAGUUUCAGGAGCUAUGGAGCUUGUUGGACGUGGAGGCCAACCACUUUGCGCGGACCACGCCAGACAGGCACAAGGCGAUAGUCCGCGAGAUGUGGCAGCGGUGCUUAGACAAUGGAGACAUUUACAAGAAGGACUACACGGGCCAUUAUUGUGUCGGAUGCGAAGCAUACUUGGACAAAGAUGAGAUGUUAGAGGGAAACAUCUGCAAAAUCCACCAGAAGCCGACGAUAUUACGCACUGAAGAGAACUAUUUCUUCCGGCUUUCCAAAUAUUGGGAUGACAUCCGGGAGCAUAUUGAGAAAAACCCAGAUUUCAUCUUGCCGACUAGCCGGCGUAGUCAGAUUUUAAUCUGGCUUGAAGAUGAUAACAAGCGCGACUUCUCAAUCUCGCGUGCCAGCACUUCUUGGGGAAUCCCUGUUCCAGGUGACGACUCGCAAGUUGUUUACGUCUGGUUUGAUGCGCUCCUGGGGUACCUGUCCUCAUUGCUGCAACCCGACGACCCAGCCACCUUGGAUGCGGUUCUCUCGCGGGGCUGGCCUGCCGAGGUCCAUGUCAUCGGGAAGGAUAUCAUGCGGUUCCACGCCAUAUACUGGCCAGCCAUGCUGAUGUCUGCAGGGCUGCCCCUUCCAAAACACAUUUGCACGCAUGGCUUUCUGACAAAGGAUGGCCUGAAAAUGGGCAAGUCCUUGGGAAAUGUGGUGGAGCCAGUUCCACUGGUGCAGUCUUUUGGUCCGGAUGCUGUUCGAUUUUUUUUUGCCGGGUGCCUGGCUUUCGGGGAGGAUGGGGACUUCAGUUAUGAGACCUUCAUCAAGAGGGUUAACAGCAGCUUAGCGAACGAGCUUGGAAACCUGGUGCAUCGCAUCCUCACCUUGUCCCGCAAAAAUUUGGAGGAGGCUUGCUCUCCGAAUGAUUUGGCAACAGGAAGCCUUGACAACCACCCUGUGCGUCUCGCUUCCUUGCGGGCUCCAGCAGAAGUCGCCCGCCACUACGAGCAACUAGACAUUCCCAAGGCCAUGCUGGCUGUCUUCGAGCUGGUUGGCGUGGGCAACCUCAGGAUGACCCAGGUUGAGCCAUGGGCCAAGCUCAAGAAGAACAGCAGCGAGGAAGAUAAGAAGGAAGCGCUGUGCGAACUGCUUAUGAUGGCAGAAGGUGCCCGGAUCUGUGCCGUGCUACUGUCGCCGGUGACUCCCCAGCUCAGCAGGAAGAUCUUGGACGAAUUUGGUCUUGGCGCCGAAGGAGACCUGGCUUGGAGUCAAACUUCUUGGUCAUGGGAAGUGAUUCCCGGGCUGGCUGCUGGGCCGAAGCCAACACCAGUGUUCCAGAGAAUCGACCUGGAACCCUGGAAGGGGAAAUGA